CGCCACCGCUGCCGCCGCCGCAGCUGUAGGGGACCGGCGCCGGUGCGCAGGCGAAAGCGCUUUCCCUGCUGAAAGUUCCCCGGGAAAAGCUAGCAUCUCCCCAGCCCACCAUGGCGGAUGAAAUUGAUUUCACUACUGGAGAUGCUGGGGCUUCCAGCACUUACCCAAUGCAGUGCUCUGCCCUGCGCAAAAACGGCUUCGUGGUUCUCAAAGGACGACCAUGCAAAAUAGUGGAGAUGUCAACUUCCAAAACUGGAAAGCACGGUCAUGCCAAGGUUCACCUUGUUGGAAUUGAUAUUUUCACGGGCAAAAAAUAUGAAGAUAUUUGUCCCUCUACUCACAACAUGGAUGUUCCAAAUAUUAAGAGAAAUGAUUAUCAACUGAUAUGUAUUCAAGAUGGUUACUUAUCCCUGCUGACAGAAACCGGUGAAGUUCGUGAGGAUCUUAAGCUCCCAGAAGGUGAACUAGGUAAAGAAAUAGAAGGAAAAUACAAUGCAGGUGAAGAUGUACAGGUGUCUGUAAUGUGUGCAAUGAGCGAAGAAUAUGCUGUAGCCAUAAAGCCCUGCAAGUAAAUGGGAACAUCAGGCACAAGCAGAAUGUUAGGUCUGGAUCACCCACAGAUCUAAAGUUUGGGUCUAA
Messenger RNA from Hyaena hyaena (striped hyena), 639 nucleotides. It is a transcript of the gene EIF5A2, whose product is annotated as eukaryotic translation initiation factor 5A2. Gene Ontology annotation, biological process: positive regulation of translational termination; positive regulation of translational elongation. NCBI's taxonomy places the organism in Eukaryota, Metazoa, Chordata, Mammalia, Carnivora, Hyaenidae. The coding region runs from base 111 to 572 and encodes 153 amino acids. The record is from RefSeq and is a predicted model, not a curated record. The transcript is spliced from 5 exons. Gene Ontology annotation, molecular function: ribosome binding; translation elongation factor activity; RNA binding.